UUAAACUUAUCUGACAAACAAAUAGUUCCAAGGUUGAAGGGAUUGUGUAAACAGUUUUCAAUUUUUUCAUGAGAUAGUGAGUUCGAGUUAUGGCUGAUAAGCUACAUGAGUAUCAAGGAGUGACGGGCCGGCUCCACGGGGUCAGGGACAAGUGUAAAGAAAAGUGGUCACAAUGGAAGGAGGAACACCCCAAAGGAGUGAAGGAGACUUUUAAGGAUUCGCUGUUUGGGAUACCGCAUUCUGAAGGCCCGGGGAGAGUGUGGCAGGAAAGCGUGUAUAGUGAUAUAUUCAGAAGAAAAAGUCGUAUCGAGCUGAUGAGGAUAUCAGCAGCCGUGAUGGGCAUCGAGUUCUCAUACGCCGGCGAGACAGCCUUCGUGUCCCCGACUCUUCUCCAGAUCGGGGUGCCCCACCAACAGAUGACGCUGGUGUGGGCCCUGUCCCCACUCGUGGGCUUCUUCAUGACCCCACUGCUGGGCUCCAUCAGCGACCGGUGUCGCUCGCAGUACGGGAGGAGAAGGCCGUUCAUUGUUAUGAUGUCUAUUGGCGUUUUAUUAGGGUUAAUACUAGUGCCAAACGGCGAAGCCAUAGGAUACGCGCUCGGCGACGAGAGGCCAGCCAACCGCACGGAGGCACCCUCUGUGCUCGGCCCGAGGAGUUCCAUCCUGGACUCCACAGAUACCAACUAUCACCCCUGGGGCGUGCUGUUUACAGUACUUGGGACUGUCUUCUUGGACUUCGACGCGGACGCUUGCCAAAGCCCCGCGAGGGCUUACUUGCUGGAUGUGACUGUGCCAGAGGACCACGCAAAAGGCCUCAGCACAUUCACCAUAAUGGCCGGCUUAGGGGGCUUCAUGGGCUACGCGCUCGGCGGCAUUAACUGGGACGAAACGAGAUUAGGGGAGCUAUUCGGAGGCCACGUGAGGGCCGUGUUCUCGCUGAUCACCGUGAUCUUCGUGGCGUGCGUGACAGCCACCGUCACCAGCUUCAAGGAGAUCCCUCUCGGAGAACUGCAGGAGCAGGAGGAGUUCAGAAAACUGGCUGAGACGGAGAGAGUGCAGGAGAGCUUUGACGCUGGAGACAGUGAAAUGCCCGAGAAGAGCUUAAAGCGAGACAACACUACGUAUGGCUCUUUAAACCAACCGGCUGAGGGAGAUACACAGAAUGAUCCAAGUAUCAACGUACCCGAAAGCAGUCACGGCGAGCACUUGUCCCUGGGACACUACCUUCGCUCCAUCGUAGUGAUGCCGCCCUCUCUACGCGUGGUGUGCCUCACAAACUUGUUCUGCUGGAUGGCACAUGUCUGCUACUCACUGUACUUCACUGACUUUGUUGGGGAGGCGGUGUUCGGUGGAAACCCUGCUGCGCCGGUCGGCUCAGAAAGCCGUAUUCAGUAUGAAGCUGGAGUCCGCUUCGGGUGUUGGGGCAUGGCGAUGUAUUCUCUCUCAUGCGCCUGCUAUUCCACCAUCAUCGAGAAACUCAUCAAGAGACUGGGGGCUAAGAAAGUGUACGUUGGCGGGCUAUGCACGUAUAGCUGCGGUAUGUUCAUGCUGUGUGCGAUCAGAGCGCGCGCAGCCGUCAUACUGUUCAGCUGGACGGCCGGCGUCAUGUACUCCACGCUGUUUACGAUGCCAUAUCUACUGGUCGCGCAUUAUCACGCCACAGGCACGUGGGAUAAUGCCGGCGGCGGCAGCGGCGACGCUCGCGGUCUGGGCACAGACGUGGCCGUGGUGAGCAGCUGUGUAUUCGUGGCGCAACUGCUGGUGUCAGUGCUGAUGGGGCUGGCCGUCAGCGCCUCCGGCUCAACGGCAGCUGUAGUCGCCGUCGCCGCCGCGCUGGCUGCGGCUGCCGCCUUCACUGCAACAAAGAUUACUUAUUUAGACCUUUAAGUUUAAUGCAUACUUGCAGAAGCAAAGCUUACGGUCUAGGCAAGAACGUGGCAGUGGUCACUGCCACCAAGAUCACUUAGACCUGAAAGAAAAACGCAUAAACGUCAAAGCCCUCCUUCACAUGGUUGUCGGCUGGGCAGUUAUUGAAUUUUAUAGGCAAUAUGGCGCUCGAUUGGCAUUUGCCCUUAUUUGAAGGGAUAUAGCCUAUACCAACUGUAGACCGGAGUGGCGUCUUAGAUUGUGGGAGGGUAUGGUAAAGCAUGACGAGCUUUGGUGGGACCAACUCAAGCAAAAGCGUCUCUGUAGAGCUGCUGGACCACUCCAGGAGUCAAGGCACAUUUAAUUGUGAUCGAUGCGGCAGAAAAUGCCGAUCCGCCAUUGGCUUGUACAGCCAUCACAACCGAUGUAGGCUGUAGACUGCCUACUCAGAAUACCUACCUCUUACUUAGUCGCUGCAAGUGCUGCAACUAUCAUCUGGAAAGACGCUGUGGCCAAUGAAGAGCCUAUCAUUGCUUGUUCAUUGGCGAAGGGUUAUUUUACGAGAAUGUUGAUUGGUGGAAAUGUCUUAAGUAAGGAGCUACGCAAAAUAUAAAGUACCCUAUUCCACGUGCCAAGUAGGUAAAAUCAAAA
Molecule: messenger RNA, 2516 nt
Organism: Leguminivora glycinivorella
Lineage: Eukaryota; Metazoa; Arthropoda; Insecta; Lepidoptera; Tortricidae
Gene: lovit
Product: proton-associated sugar transporter A
Exons: 9
Coding region: 90-1886 (598 amino acids)
Cellular component (GO): membrane
Molecular function (GO): sucrose:proton symporter activity
Source: RefSeq, a predicted model, not a curated record